ACAGGAGGAGGAGGCAGAGAAGAAGGGGAGGUCGAAAGGAUGGAUAGAGGGAGUGAACGCCUUGUGGCAGUAAACAUUCGGAGGAAAUCCUCGCCAGAGUCCCAACUCCAAACAGCACAAGUGUUCUUACCUGUUCUAUACCGACGGGCGAAAACUUGGGAUAUAAUGGCCACACUUCCCUUACAAAUUCCAGGACUUCCGAGCGACCAAGAGAGUGAAUCCAGAAUCCUUAAAGUGAAAGUUAUUGCUGGGAUUGGCCUGGCUAAAAAAGACAUCCUCGGGGCAAGCGAUCCAUACACAAGAUUGUCUCUUUACGAUCCCGUUAGCGGGGAAAUAGCAAGCAUCCAGACUAAAACGAUUAAAAAGUCCCUGGAUCCAAAAUGGAAUGAAGAAUUUUAUUUUCGAGUCCAUCCCAGGAAAAACCGCCUCCUCCUGGAGGUGUUUGAUGAGAACCGCCUGACGCGUGAUGACUUUCUGGGACAGGUGGAUGUUCCUCUCCAUCAGAUACCAACAGAAAAUCCUGAUUCGCCAAGGCCAUACACAUUCAAGGAUUUUCUGCUUCACCCCAGAAGUCACAAGUCCAGAGUAAAGGGCCACUUGCGACUCAAAAUGACUUAUAUGCCAAGGAACCAGGGAUCAGAUGAGGAACAGACAGAUCAAACUGAAAACACUGAUCCUGCAUGGGAGCUUUUGGAAUCUCAGGACAUAUCGGGCCCAAUGCAGAGCCAGCAGGCACCUAUUCUGCCCCCUGGCUGGGAGGAGCGUCAGGACAACCUGGGAAGGACCUACUAUGUCCAUCAUGAGAGCAGAACCACACAGUGGCAGCCGCCUACAUUACAUGACAAUAAUGUGGACACAAGGAGGCAAAACACUACAAGACAGAGGGCGCAGAGUUACAUUACACGCAGACAAAUCUCAGACCCUGAUGAGACCACUGCACAAGAUGAGGAAUGGGAGGUUUUGGAAGAUGAAUCCACUCUGAACCAGGGCAACCGGCUCACUUCGCCCCCGGAGAUGCAGAUGUUGAAUGAUGAGCUAAGAAACUUGUAUAUUACUGGGGCUGCAUCUUACGACCAUCAGGCGGAUCAUGGGUGUAAUUCAAGGCAUUCCAAUCGCGCAAGAAGUUUUCACAUGUCAACAACAGCGGAACAUCCUGUUAAUUCUGCGCUGCUUGGGACCUCUGAGGUGCUGCCUCCAGGAUGGGAGGAAAAGAGAGACAGUAAAGGAAGACGCUACUAUAUCAACCACAAUAAGCGAACCACCUCAUGGAUACGACCCCGCAUGCAUAGAACAAAUUCAACAUCAGCUGCCACGCAGAGUCGUGCGAGUCCGCCGUCCAUCACGUCUGUGUCCCCUGUAGCAUCUCCCUCAACAUCAGCUGCCACACAGAGUCGUGCGAGUCCGCCGUCCAUCACGUCUGUGUCCCCUGUAGCAUCUCCCCAGCACACUCCCAGCCCGGAAGCCACAUCAGAGUAUGGCUCUAUGCCAACUGGUUGGGAGGUCCGCAGUGCUCCCAAUGGAAGACCGUUUUUCAUUGACCACAAUACAAAGACUACUACCUGGCAAGAUCCCAGGCUUACGGUUCCUGUUCAUGCAAGGAGUAGACCCUCACUGGACCCAUCUGAUCUUGGCCCAAUGCCACCUGGUUGGGAGGAGAGGGUCCACACAGAUGGGAGGAUAUUUUACAUUGAUCACAAUACAAAGAUCACACAAUGGGAUGAUCCUCGAUUACAGAACUCAGCAAUAACUGGACCAGCUGUGCCUUAUUCCAGAGAUUACAAACAGAAGUAUGAUUACUUCCGCAAGAAGCUAAAGAAACCAGACAACAUCCCGAAUAGAUUUGAGAUGAAGGUGAGACGAAACGCAGUGUUGGAGGACUCGUACCGGCAAAUCCUCCUUGUGAAGCGGCCAGACUUGUUGAAAGCGCGACUGUGGGUGGAGUUCGAGGGAGAAAAGGGUUUGGACUACGGAGGUUUGGCCCGGGAGUGGUUUUUCCUCAUGUCCAAGGAAAUGUUCAAUCCCUACUACGGACUCUUUGAAUAUUCUGCCACUGACAACUAUACACUGCAGAUUAAUCCCAACUCAGGUCUAUGUAAUGAGGACCACCUAACUUACUUCAAGUGCAUUGGCCGCGUGGCAGGAAUGGCCGUCUGGCAUGGAAAACUACUUGAUGCUUUCUUCAUUCGGCCUUUCUACAAAAUGAUGCUGCAGAAGCCCAUAACCCUGCAGGACAUGGAGUCUGUCGAUAGUGAAUAUUUUAAUUCACUCAAGUGGAUUUUGGAGAACGACCCAACUGACCUGGAUUUGAUGUUUACCAUUGAUGAGGAGCUCUUCGGACAGACUCACCAGCAUGAGCUGAAGCCCAACGGUGCAGAGAUUGUUGUCACAAAUGAAAACAAGGAUGAAUACAUCCAUCUUGUGAUCCAGUGGCGCUUCGUAAACCGAAUCCAGAAGCAGAUGACUGCCUUCAAGGAUGGAUUCUUUGAGUUGAUCCCUCAGGAUCUGAUCAAGAUCUUUGAUGAGAACGAGCUUGAGUUGCUCAUGUGUGGCUUGGGAGACGUGGAUGUGAACGACUGGAGACAGAACACCAAGUACAAGAGUGGCUACAAUUCAAACCAUGUGGUAAUCAGCUGGUUCUGGAAAGCGGUACUGCUAAUGGAUGCCGAAAAGCGAAUUCGUCUCUUGCAGUUUGUGACGGGAACAUCUAGAGUGCCAAUGAACGGUUUUGGAGAACUCUAUGGAUCUAAUGGGCCGCAGCGGUUCACCAUUGAGCAGUGGGGAACACGGGACAAACUGCCGCGAGCACACACGUGCUUUAACCGUCUAGACCUCCCACCCUACGAGUCCUUCGAGGAACUUAGGGAGAAACUUCAUAUUGCAAUCGAGAAUGCGCAAGGCUUUGACGGUGUGGAUUAGUCAAUUCACCAACACUAAGUGAGAAUCCAAGCGGCGCCGGAUGUUGUACAUUUCCAAGAGGCACGAAAAAACGGACACGGGGCCCUCACUUUGGUCAACACAUGGAACGACAAUGUUCUGAGUGACAGGUGUCGUAAUAAUCUCUACUUAUGUUCCAAAGUUUACAAAUCAGGGUCUUUUUUUUUUUUUCGUCUUUUCAUGCCAAAUGACAAAAUUACCAAGAUGAUAAGACCAGAAAAGAGUUUUCAGGCUGUCUCAGGAUUUGCCGCCAAUCUGGAUUAUUAUUUGGAAAAUUAUUUUUCACUCAUACCCCCAAAUGUGUUUAAAUAAUCAUUGAUUGAGUGUUGAUUUAACCCACUUGAUGCCUACAUUUAACUCAUUGGCUCCUAAUGACAGCGAAAGACGUCCAAUCCAUUUUGAGUGGAAGGGCUAAAAUCACUGGCAGCCAAAUUGGAUUGGACGUUGCUGUCAAUGGCAGUGAAUGAGUUAAAUUAUACAUCAAAAAGCAUUGGCGGAUUAGAUAAGCACAUAAAAAUGAUGACAAUUUGAAAAAAAAAAAAUUGAAUUAAUUUGAAAACUCAAAUUGGAAAACCCUAAAUUAAAAAAUCACACAAAAAUGAAAUGUAAAAAAAAAACUGAAAAUAAGAAGAAAAUUGAAGAAUUUUGGGGUGGGGGAUUUGAAAACUGAAUAAAAAGAUGAUGAUGAACACUACAUUACUGAUUUAAUUUUUUAUUUCCUAAACUAAUAUAUAUUUUUAAUUGAUUUUCUUUUUCACCCCUUUUGCUGUGUUUUUAAGAGAAAAUUUCUAUAUUCAGUAUUUUUUCAUUAAUAAUAUUUUUAUGUAGUUAUGUAUUCCUCCAAUGCGUUACGUACAGUAUAUUUGUUAUACUGUAUAUAAAUUCAGGCAUGCAGAGGUUAAAUCCAGGACUAUUUUGGGAAUGUAAUUUCUUUAAACGGUCAUAUGGGGGCGCAAUAGAAUAGGAGCCUGUGCCGUUUUCUGACCCUCAUGAGACUUUAAAUAAGCAGAACAUUAGUUUCAUGACUUUAUUUUUUAAUUUUUAAUUUUUAUUUAGAUAUCAUCCUUGAACUUCACUUGCGUAAAGUCAUGUAAAAAGCACAGAGUUAAUUGUAAAAAACAAAACAAAAAAAAACAACAAAUAAAUAAAUAAAUCGUGGGUCCAGGUGUGGAAUCACUGCCCACAGCUUGGAAAAAUAAUAAUAAUAUGUAAAUUAUUAAGUGGUGCCUUGAAAUACGAGUUGAAUUUGCUUCCCACUCAAAACGUGGAACUCAGAUCAUCUUUCCCAUUAAAAAAAUAUUUAUAUAUCAUGAGAUAGUGACAUUUAAUCAUAGCAUAAAUACAUAUGGUAGUUUCAUAGUAUUUACGGUAACUGAUUACCUGCCAUUGAAUGCUCAUCUUCCACUGCCAUUAAGACAACAAGCUGCCACCCUCUCCCAGUCAAAAUGGAUUGGACGUCUAGCGCCGUCAAUGGCAGCCAAUGAGUUGCCAUUUCUAAGGAAACCCUAUUAUAUAAAGAAUUAAAUCAUGAGUGCCUUUUUUUUGCCUCAUUGGAUAUUGUGCUGCUCUUUUUGGUGUGCAUUGUUUGCUCACCUCAGGGAGAGUUCUUCAAAGAGGAUAAAGAAUAUUACCUUGUGCGUAUUUUCAUAUGUUCCGUCUACAUGUAUUGCUACAGUUCAUAUAUCAGUAAACCCGUAUGACAGAUCACUCAUAUCUCAAGGCACCGCCAUGUUCUAAACUUAAACCUUAUCCGGGAUUGAAGAAAAUCUACUUUUAAAAGCACGUUUUGUUGUCUCGUAUCAUAAAAAUUCAUAAUGUUCCUACAAAGUUGUGUACAUGCUCUUACAUGAUUCAUUCCAAUUUAUCAUUACACGCACUAAAGUGGUGAGUGUGUGUGCCUUAAAAACAGAAAAUGUGCAGGUUGUGUGAAAGUAAGCCAAGUAUAUGACUAAUAUAUGGAGUUAGAAAAGUACCAAUACUAGGACCAGUUCAAUACUCGACUUAUUUCUGAUCCACAUCCGUGUCUAUGUGGCGAUGCAAAGAGGUUUGAGUAUAUUAUAAAACUAUGCAUCUACACACAAUUGUUGCCUCCUACAAAAUGAUGAAGCUUUUAUUAUGGCUGUGAAAGUUUUUCAAAGUUGAAUGAAAACACAAAACAGUCAUUGGUGCACCACUAUGUAAUUUAGCCUUUUUGUUUAUGCUUAUUGUCAUAUCUUACUCAAUACUGAAAGUGUAUGUGAUGAAUGAAACUUUUCUUUUUCACCGGAUAUUAGCUCGCGGAAACAUUUACCAGCAUGUGACUGAAUUGUUUAUGUGCACUGGUGAAUCGUGUAUUCAUAAUGGACUUGUCAUAAAGUGGUAUAAGUAGUACAUUUUUAAAAAAAAUGUUUGUUUUCUGAAUGGUAAGAAGUGUUUACACCGUCUGCCACGUUUACAAGGUCGUUGACAACGGCAGUUGUUGUGGGCUGGUUCUUGUCACCGACAACAAAGCUAAAAGAUGCUUUUAUAAAGUUACGCACUUUGUUCGGAUCAACGAGUCUUACUUUUGAACACUUCUUAAAAUGAUCCUCUGCUUCAAGUGCACCUGUUGAAAUGUUUACAUGUUGACAUCGCGGUAAUCAAGCACAUUUCUUCACUUUUUCUCUCUCCCUCGUAUUGAAAAUGAUGUCUCGUGCUGUCGAUGUCCGUCUAUGAUAUAGUAACACUCAAUAUCUGUGGGAUAACAUUUUCUUUCAAGUGUCAACUGUCAGUGCAUUAUAGCAAACAUUUAUGGCACAUCAUGUAUAUGACAAUAUUUUAAAGCGUGGAAUGAAAUGUAGUUUCUCAAAAUUUGUUGAUAGCACAACAGAGAUAUAUUUGACAAAUAAAGAAAAGUGAAAAUAA
Corythoichthys intestinalis (scribbled pipefish) is the source of this 5817-nucleotide messenger RNA. Its product is annotated as E3 ubiquitin-protein ligase NEDD4-like. The coding region runs from base 40 to 2916 and encodes 958 amino acids. Lineage: Eukaryota; Metazoa; Chordata; Actinopteri; Syngnathiformes; Syngnathidae. Gene Ontology annotation, biological process: regulation of dendrite morphogenesis; protein polyubiquitination; neuromuscular junction development. The record is from RefSeq and is a predicted model, not a curated record. Gene Ontology annotation, molecular function: ubiquitin protein ligase activity; sodium channel inhibitor activity; protein binding. The transcript has 29 exons. Gene Ontology annotation, cellular component: cytoplasm.